CGAUGUGGGAUGGGCGUCAUGUCGAGUGAGUGAAGCUUUUUUGCCCCGACAGUGAUAAUGAACGGUGAUAUCGCUUCCGAGGAACAUGGCGAUCUAGCGAUUUUCAAGUGAGCGUCGUAUAAGCGUUUAUCGCGCAAGCACUGAACGAUUCAUCGUUCGUCGCGGUCGCCGAAUUUCUCGGCCCCCUUGGCGCUUGUUGCAGAGUUGCAAUAAGAAACCAACUGUCGAAUAAAUCUGCACAAGAAACGGAAAAUUCGAAUAGUCUGACAGCACCCUGUCAUUUCGUGUAUCAUAUUUCGACUUGGAUCUUCGACAACGCGAGACUCAUCCGAUAGCAAAAGAAAAAAUGGCUCGGGAAUACGACCACUUGUUCAAGCUGCUCAUCAUCGGGGAUAGUGGUGUAGGGAAAAGUUCGCUGCUAGUAAGAUUUGCAGACAACACUUUUUCCGGCAGUUACAUUACCACGAUAGGGGUGGACUUUAAAAUACGGACGGUGGAGGUAGACGGUGAGAGAGUGAAACUCCAGAUAUGGGACACGGCUGGUCAGGAACGUUUCCGGACAAUAACUUCCACUUACUACAGGGGGACGCACGGCGUGAUUGUCGUCUACGACGUCACCAGUGGCGAUUCAUUUGCCAAUGUCAAGAGAUGGUUGCACGAAAUAGAGCACAAUUGCGAGGUGGUCAACAGGGUCCUAGUAGGAAAUAAAAACGACGCGCCCAACAGGAAGGUUGUCCUUACUGAGGACGCACAACGAUUCGCCUCACAAAGUGGAAUUCAGUUGUUCGAAACCUCCGCCAAGGACAACGUCAACGUUGAGGAGAUGUUCACAGCGAUAACACGUCAAGUUCUACGCACAAAGAAAGAGCAUAAAGAACGUCAGGCGAUACAAACAAGCGAAACAGUGAACUUGAGAAAAGGGACGAAGCAACAUAGAAAAAGGUUCUGUUAGCACAACAUCCCACGUAUACGAAACCGAGAAAGAAGAAAUUAAAGAGAGAAUUUAUAAUAAUGAAGACACAAAAAGAAGAAGCCUAACUAUCCUUGCGAGUAUCAUUAUCGUUUAAAGGAUAAUAGGACAGAGCAAAGCAGAAAGUCAUAAGGACGUUAAAGCUUUCUGUGAUAAUCCGUGAUAGUAGUCGAAAUACCAAUAUGGCUAUUCCUAUUAUUCCUUCAAUAAUGACAAGUAUUGUUAUGUUACGUUUCGUUGUGUUACGUUAAUUUUAAUCUCAUAUCUCUCGCUCUCUUCUAUCUUUUCGGCAUUUUCUCUGUUUUACCCAUCCCACUUCGUCCAUCCCUUCGUCUAUCAUCGGAUACUCCUCGCGUCAGGAUCGAAAACUCGUGUCGACAUACAAAAUAUGUACAUACACAGUAUUACGAGAAAAGAAAAGAAAAUUAAAAUAAUAAAAAGGCUCCUCGAUUGAUUAAACCGAGAGAGCGCACUUUCGACAACCUACCGCAGUUAUAAACAAAUUGUAUUGUAAUAAUAACGGUAAUUAUUAUACAUUUAUAUUAUAAAUACAUAGGAAUCUACGUAGUA
Cephus cinctus (wheat stem sawfly) is the source of this 1540-nucleotide messenger RNA. RefSeq names its product ras-related protein Rab-35 (gene Rab35). Gene Ontology annotation, molecular function: GTP binding; GTPase activity. The record is from RefSeq and is a predicted model, not a curated record. Lineage: Eukaryota; Metazoa; Arthropoda; Insecta; Hymenoptera; Cephidae. Gene Ontology annotation, cellular component: plasma membrane; endosome membrane. Gene Ontology annotation, biological process: endocytic recycling. The transcript has 3 exons. The coding region runs from base 347 to 952 and encodes 201 amino acids.